Messenger RNA from Corapipo altera (White-ruffed manakin), 616 nucleotides. Its product is annotated as glycine N-acyltransferase-like protein 2. Gene Ontology annotation, molecular function: glycine N-acyltransferase activity. The record is from RefSeq and is a predicted model, not a curated record. NCBI's taxonomy places the organism in Eukaryota, Metazoa, Chordata, Aves, Passeriformes, Pipridae. The coding region runs from base 122 to 556 and encodes 144 amino acids. The transcript is spliced from 4 exons. Gene Ontology annotation, cellular component: mitochondrion.
GGCACAGGGCCAGCCCUGGGGCCGCCUGGGGACGGGUGCUCAUCUGGGACAUUCUGCCCCCCCGUGCCACCAGAGCCCCAGGGAUCCUCGGUGCCACCACCUGCCCCACGGUCUCGGUGCCAUGCAGAUCCUGAGGUGCCCAGCCCAGCUGCGGCUUCUGGAGGAGACCCUGCGGAAGAGCCUGCCCACCACCCUGCCGGUCCUGGGGACUGUGAUGACGGUGGCCCGGGGGAACCCGGCCGCCCACGAGGUGCUGGUGGACUCCUGGCCCGAUUUUGGCAUCGUCCUGACCCGCCUGCGCCCAGAGGAGCACAAGGACCCCAAGGAUCACUACACCAACCAGCUGUCCGUGUUCUACCGGGACAAGGGGGCCCUGCGGGCACUUCUGGGGGGCACCGAGGCGGUGGUCCAGGCACGAGCCUUCCAGAUACUGGGGCUGCAGGAGGGGCUGGAUGAGGCCGUGCGGGAAGCGGCCGGUGCCAAGGGGCUGCACGUGGAGACGAUCCGGUACCUGGGACUGAUGAGCCCUGAGCCCCCCCGACCCCGUGGGCAGUGAGUGAGGGCACCCAGGGUGCAGGGACACCAGGGUCACCGGGGGGUGUGGGGUCACCGGGGG